AUGUAUGACCUUCUGGACUGGUUGGAAAGAGAGCGAUCAGACCACAUUGACCUGUUCUGGAGGUGCGUCUUUGAGGAAAGCAUCCUUAACCAAUACGUCACCCUACAAAAGCUACGCAACAGCCUUCUAGAUGUUUGCAGGGAAGCAAGCUGUAGAAACUGGAAGCAGAGUAUCCGCUGUGAGGGAACUACGCUGGGAAAACUUAUACAGGAAGGGCACCUGAAAGUAAAGAGCUAUAAACGGAGUACAAAGGCAAAGAAGUCACUCUUCUCUGAUCGGGUCCUCACAGUGUCUGCAGGUGAGGGUGAUGAUGACUUUGAUGAGGAAGAGCAGGAUUCAUCAAGUGACAGACAGAGUUCCACAAACACCACAGAGGAAGAAGACGACGCUGGAGAACAGACUGAGGAACAGUCAGACGACAGGGAAGACGUUCACAAGACAGUGUUCAAAGUCACAUGUGGAGAUGUAGCUGCAAUGUUACACAAAAAGCGUUUUGCGUCCGGGAUCUUGGGGAAGUGUAUUCGCACUGAGAAGAGCUGGAUGACCCCAGUGGACUUUGUGAAGGAGGUUUGUGAGACGGAUGUGUCCUGGAAGAAAGACAUCACAUGGGAAGGAAAACCACUUAGUGAUCUCAUAGAGAAGAACAUCUUGUCAUGUCAUUCCCUGUUGUGCACCUGCAGACUGUGUGCACCAGAUUCUGAAGACCUGGAUAACCAGAAAAACGAUGAUGAGUGUUGGAUCUGUAGAAGUGAAGAAGAAGCAGAGCUGGUGCAGUGUGAUUACUGCCCUCGCUCCUUUCACCAGACGUGUCACCUGCCUCAUGUGGAGGACGCCAUUUUAGAGGAUGAUAGACCUUGGAUGUGCACAUUUUGUGUUUUCACAAACACUAAAGAGCUCUUCUCCUCUGUGGAAACUACAGCAGCUGCUUUGUCCUGUAAUAUAUCAGAACACAUGCUGCAAUGCCAGUAUCUUCUCCUGUAUCUCUACAAUACUGAUCAGCAACAGAUAUUUGCAACAAACCCAACCCUUUAUCUGAGUGACUACACCACUGUGGUCACGACUCCCAUGUGGUUUGGUCGUGUAGCAGAAAAACUCCAGGAGAAACAGUACCAAACUGUUGGAGACUUUGUGUCUGAUGUCCACCUCAUUUUCACCAACUGUGCUUCAUACAACCGAGAUAAUCCUGAAUUCACUGCCAUGGGUGUCACCGUGAAGGAGUUUUUGACAGAGAAUUUGAGAAUGUUUCAAGAUCCAAGAGACCGCUGA
Sphaeramia orbicularis (orbiculate cardinalfish) is the source of this 1266-nucleotide messenger RNA. RefSeq names its product nuclear body protein SP140-like protein. Gene Ontology annotation, molecular function: DNA-binding transcription factor activity, RNA polymerase II-specific; DNA binding; protein binding. The record is from RefSeq and is a predicted model, not a curated record. The coding region runs from base 1 to 1266 and encodes 421 amino acids. The transcript has 13 exons. Lineage: Eukaryota; Metazoa; Chordata; Actinopteri; Kurtiformes; Apogonidae. Gene Ontology annotation, biological process: regulation of transcription by RNA polymerase II. Gene Ontology annotation, cellular component: nucleus.